Messenger RNA from Pistacia vera, 2135 nucleotides. Its product is annotated as zinc finger BED domain-containing protein RICESLEEPER 1-like. The coding region runs from base 162 to 2135 and encodes 657 amino acids. The transcript has 4 exons. The record is from RefSeq and is a predicted model, not a curated record. NCBI's taxonomy places the organism in Eukaryota, Viridiplantae, Streptophyta, Magnoliopsida, Sapindales, Anacardiaceae. Gene Ontology annotation, molecular function: DNA binding; protein dimerization activity.
UUGAUCGCUUCUUUUUGACUUCCUUUCCUUCGUUUGCAAGCAAUGCGUAAACAUUGAAAAAUACAGGCCAAAAUUGCUAUAUAUUCACUGAAAGGUGGCUCAGUUUUUCUCAUUCAAAAGCUUACCUACUGAAUUAUUUAGGCUCUUUUGUAAGGUGAGAAAUGGAAGCAAGAACCAUGGAAUUUGAUCCUCAGUUGUAUCUUUAUUUUCAGGUGGGAAAGGAAACAAUCAGCGAGGGAAUGAAGCGUUUGCGAAAUUUGGCACACUGGUACAACUCGAUUCCAGAAAAGGCCGGAUUAUUUGAUGAAAUCAUCACUUAUCUUCAAUCUCUUCAACAACAAAUUAAGGAGAUUGAAUCUUUAGCGCAACGGGGAGAAGCACAUGUAUCUUCCAAUAUCAAUACAACAGAUCUGCACCACGGGCAGGAAAUUACCCAAAUAAGAGAACAAAAUAAAGAGAUUGAGAUGGUGAUGAAUAAAGAUGUGGAGAAUUCAUCAUGUUCUAAACGGAAAAGGCGGUCAAAGGUUUGGGAAGACUUCACAUACUCUGUAGGCAAAGAUGGGAAAGAAUGGGCUCAGUGUAAUCACUGUAAGAGAAAGUUUGAUGGAUCAAGUAAGAGUGGAACCACACAUCUCAAAAAUCAUUUGAAAAGCUGCCCAGUUUUGAAAAAUCCAAGUGGAGUUUCUGAUAAAGCAAAAGAGAAAAGUGUGAUUGAUCUAGAAUUGAAUGGCUCUGAUUUGUUGCAAAAGAUUAUUAAGUAUCGGCUAGAAUGCAUAAAGGAUGAUAUACUUAAUGUUUACCAAGAAGAGAAGGAUAAGCUUCGUGGAUAUUUAGAUAAACUCCCAUGUCGACUUAAUGUGACAAUUCAGCGUGAUGACUUUGGUGGGUGGUCAAUGAAAAUCUGGUUUAUUAAUGAUAGUUGGGAGUUGAAAAAUUGGAUUAUUUGUUUUGGAGAAUACAAUCAUGAUUUCGUUGAAAGUGUGAAGUCUUGGCUUGUGGAUUGGAACAUAGACAAAAAAAUUUCUGCGAUAAGAGUUGGACAUUUUGAUGAUUUUGAAGAGAAGGAAGAAGAGAAUAUUUGCAAUUGGUUGAAUGAACGAGGUUCACUUUCCUUCACUGGGAUUUGUCUUUCGGUUUCUUCUUUAUUACAAAGAAUUAAAAUUGAUAUCCAUUUAAUUUGGUUGGCAAACAAUUUGCGACAAGAUAUUUCAACUAAAUUGGAUAAGCUUUCGGACUACGUUAGAACAAAUGAAAUUAAGUUUCAAUCAGCGAUUGAAAAAGCUGUGUCCAUGGGCAAAACAGUAACUUCAGAACCUGCUCCUCCAUCACGGGUGGGACGCAAGUAUGUGAUUGAGUGGGCAAUGAGAUGUAAAGAAGCAUUUUGUGUACUGGAGGAUAUAGAUCCUGAUUUCAAGUCUAUAAAUUUUAUAAAAGAGGAUUGGGAUGAGACAACUUUACUGUAUAACAGUUGGAAAAUGUUAAAUGAUUGGAGAAAAGAUGUCGAUAACUUGUUAUAUCCUAAACAUAAAACCGCAAAUGAGUAUUUCCCAAUGAUAUGUCAGAUUUUUUCGAAAUUGGUUCAAAUGGGAAAAAGUGAUAAUCGUUAUAUUUGCGACAUUGCAUCACAUUUUCGAAAUAAUUUUGAUGAAUGUUGGAACAAUUCUAAGUUGGUUUUAGUGACUACAGUAAUUUUGGAUCCACGAUUCAAAAUGGAUUUUAUUGUAGAAAAAUUCUAUAAAGAGAUGUAUGGUAAUGAUGCAAAUGCAUGUCGUAGCAAAAUCAUUGAUGAUAUUACAAACAUUUUCAACAAAUAUGCAAAGAAAACUAAUAAUUCUAUGUCAUCAUCUUCUCAAGAAUCAGAACUCAACUGCUAUUUGAGUGAUUCCAAGUGCCAUUCAGAUGAAGGGUUUGAUAUACUAAAAUGGUGGCGUCUCAAUUCUUCAACUUAUCCAACACUAGUUAGAAUGGCACGUGACUUUUUAUCAAUACCUAUCUUUGUUAUCGAUGAAGAUGAUUCCUUUAGCGAUGAAGUUACAAAUGUUCAUGAUUGUCUUAAAAAUCUCAAUGAUGAUGAUGACUUCAAAUGUAAAUUCGCAUGUACAAGAUUUUGGUUGAACAAUCUUGAAAAUAAUUAA